This is a messenger RNA of Plenodomus lingam JN3, 1131 nucleotides long. RefSeq lists its product as uncharacterized. NCBI's taxonomy places the organism in Eukaryota, Fungi, Ascomycota, Dothideomycetes, Pleosporales, Leptosphaeriaceae. The record is from RefSeq and is a predicted model, not a curated record.
AUGGAGACCAUAACCUCUUCCCUCCAAUCAUCUGGUUAUAAAGUGUACGCGCGCCAGAUGCCCGCUGUGGGCAAUUCCAACCCGCCGAAGGAUCUCUCUGAAGACAUCGCAGUAGCCCGUGCUCUCGUAGAAGAAGCCAUUGGAGACGAAGGCAAUGAUGUGAUUGUAUCACCCCAUAGUUGGGGUGGCACCGUGGUGUCCAGCGCGCUGGCAGGCUAUAGUAAGAGAGAGAGGGAAGCACAAGGAAAGAAGGGAGGUGUGGUACGCACGGCGUAUAUCGCAUCAUUCAUCCUGCCCGAAGGGGUAAGCUUGAUGGAAGCAAUUGGUGGUCACUAUGCUCCAUGGAUGGAUGUACAGGAUCCCUAUGUCCUCGCAACGGAUCCCAACAUUUUUUACAACGACCUCCCCCUCGCAGAACAACAGCAUUGGGCAUCACAACUCAAGAGUCAAGCCUUAGGGACAAUGUGGGCCAAGACUACAGCAGCAAGUUGGCAGACUAUCCCUACCAGCUAUUUGCUGUGUGAGGAUGAUCUGGCGAUUCCGGCUGCGGGGCAGGAGGGGAUGUGCAAAGCAGUCGAGGAUGCGGGUGGGGAGAUUGAGGUUACAAGGUUAAAGUGUGGACAUAGUCCAUUUCUGAGUAGGCCAGAUGAAACGGUGCAGUGGUUGAAGAGAGUUGCGGGCAAGACGGCUACGCAAGAGCCCUCCCUGCUUGUCGAUUGUACCGUAUCCUCCAAGUCAACGAAAUCAAGACCACUCAAUUCGAGCUCUUCUAGCCACCCGAUGUCGAUUUUGACGUGGGCGUUGACGCGCGCUCAUGGGCCCAGAGCCGAGGUAGCCAAACCUGGGCCUCGGGCUUCACUCAUUCCAUCCACUUCCUCAUCAGGUACUUCCACAUUUCCCAGCCUCUCUUUAUCAAUCACCAGCCAAUUGAGCCUGAUUGACCAAAUUUGGAACCUUUCAAUGGCUAAUCCACGCAUUCUGACAUCCCGUACCUUCACUCUGUUCAGCUUGGCGGCGUUGGGUAGCGGCGGACUCUUCUUGAUGAAGUCGAGAGCCAGGUCGUUGGCGGAACAGAAAAGGGCGAUUGGGGACUAUAGCGUGACGGUGGACCGAUCCGGUGGUGGCGUCUGA